AUGGCGGCCGCGGUGGAGGGCUGGUUCGUGGCGUUAGCUGUGGGAGUUUCUUUGCUUAAAUGUCUCUUUAUCAAUGCAUAUCGCUCCACAGAUUUCGAGGUUCACAGGAACUGGUUAGCCAUCACCCACAGCCUGCCAGUGUCUCGCUGGUACUAUGAGAACACGUCGGACUGGACCCUGGACUACCCCCCACUGUUCGCCUGGUUCGAACUGGCCUUGUCUCAUGUGGGACGUCACUUUGAUCCAGAGAUGGUGAAGAUCCAGAGAGCCGCCUACGAAAGCCAGAGUACGGUUCUGUUCCAGCGACUGACCGUUAUCUUUACGGACCUGGUCUACGUCCUGGCCACCCGAGAAUGCUGUCGUUGCGUCUCUCAUCUGAAAUCCUCCAAAGACGUUUUGACUCGACCGCCGUUUGUCCUCGCUGUCCUGCUGCUCUUCAACUUCGGCCUCUUCAUUGUUGACCAUAUACAUUUCCAGUAUAAUGGAUUCUUGAUGGGCUUCCUGCUGCUGUCUCUGGCCAAACAUCUCCAGUCCAAACAUCUCCAGGGGGCGCUCCUAUUCGCGUUGCUGCUGAAUCUCAAACACAUUUUUCUGUACGUGGCUCCAGCGUACGGAGUGUUCCUGCUGCGGUCUUACUGCUUCAGCGAGGACCACCCAGAUGGCAGCUUGAAUUGGAGGAGUUUCAGUCUCCUGCGUCUCUCGGCUCUGGGUUCCAUCGUAGUCUCAGUCACAGCGCUGUCCUUCGGCCCGUUCAUCGCCAUGGGACAGCUGCCUCAGGUCUUGUCCCGUCUGUUCCCGUUUAAACGCGGCCUGUGCCACGCCUACUGGGCCCCGAACGCCUGGGCCUUGUACACCGCGGCCGACAAGGGCCUCACCGCACUGGGUCUUCGCCUCAGGCUCCUGGACUCCUCUCCUCGAGCCUCCAUGACCGGAGGUUUGGUCCAGGAGUUUCACCACACGGUUCUGCCCUCAGUGUCUCCAGCGGUGACUCUGAUCUGCACCGCACUGGCCCUGCUGCCCUCAGUCUUGUGUCUCGUGUCUCGUCCUCGUCACUCGCUCUCGUUCCUGCGAGCUGUGGUGCUGUGUGCGCUCGCCUCCUUCAUGUUUGGAUGGCACGUCCAUGAGAAGGCCGUGCUGAUCGCCAUCCUGCCCCUCAGCCUACUUGCCGUGCAGAGCAGAGAGGAUGCUGGGAUCUUUCUGCUAUUGGCCACGACAGGACACUACUCCCUGUUCCCGCUCAUCUUCACUGCUGCAGAGUUUCCGCUGAAGCUGCUGCUGAUGCUGCUCUUCUCUGUGUUCUCCUUCAGCGCUCUGCACAAGCUGCACGGGCCUGGGCUCCUGUCUCUCCCUGAGCGCUGCUUCCUGCUCCUUCUUCCUCUGCUCUGUGUGAGCUGUGAGCUGCUGCUGCCUCUGUCCUCUCUGAGCUCACGCCUGCCCUUCCUCCCCCUGCUGCUCACAUCAGUGUACUGCAGCCUGGGAGUGACCUACUGCUUCAUCAGGCUGUACAGAACCCUGCUGAGGACAGGGCCGAAGGACAAGCAGAGCUGA
Messenger RNA from Knipowitschia caucasica, 1548 nucleotides. The record is from the annotation of a GenBank genome assembly. NCBI's taxonomy places the organism in Eukaryota, Metazoa, Chordata, Actinopteri, Gobiiformes, Gobiidae.